AUGGCCUGCAGGAUUUUGGCACAAUAAAAGAGGUGCAUGAUAAGAAAGAAAAAAGUGGGAGUGAAGAAGACAAGAGAGGGGUGAAACCAAAUGGAGAGCAGUGGCAGCAUGAAGCUCACACCAACAACCACCGCAUUCCUCUCUUCUCUUCUCCCAAACCCAAAGCCUCAUUCAAUCCUCAUCCCUUCUUGUUCCGCAUUCAAACCCAAACCCCUCAAAACCCUCACCGUCACCACACCCAAUAAUACUCCCUGUAUUCCCAAAUCCUACGCCGCCGAUGUCUCCUCUUCCAUUUCCGCUGUUACAAACACAACCGCCGCAUCGUCUCCCCGAGACCUCAGGUCACGCCUCCAAAACGGUGACACAC
Messenger RNA from Arachis ipaensis, 367 nucleotides. The record is from RefSeq and is a predicted model, not a curated record. Lineage: Eukaryota; Viridiplantae; Streptophyta; Magnoliopsida; Fabales; Fabaceae.